AUGAUUUUAUCAGAGAGAGAGUAUUUAAAUGUGAAAGGAAAAUAGUAUUAAGGUGUUCAUUCAAAACUUAUCUGUUCUCCAAAUGAGAGUCUAAUAAGUAUUAAUCAUAAUCCCUCACUUCCUCAAUUGAAAUUAUAAGCAAAACAUCUUUUGGCUUAAUCAAUUCAUAAAGAUAUAUCUGGAGCUCCUCCUUUUAAUUAAAUACAUUUGAAACCAUUGAUUUGCAAAAAUAAAUCUUGUAUCUAUUUAGUUAGAAAUUUGGAAGAUAAAAUAGCUAAAUACAUAAUGAAAAUUAAGGAAAUUGCAAAAGAGAAUAAUAUACUGAGAAAGAAAUUAUAAAUGGAUAGAUUAGUUAUUGAUGGUUUAAUACCAUCUACACAUAGAUCUUAAUAAUCUUCUGAUUUUAAAUAAUUAACAGAAGAAGUUUAAUAUCCCAGAUCUAAUUUUAUUAGUCUUCAUGAUGCUCAUUCAAUAACUAAAUUUUCAAAUGAAGUUUGUUAUGCUAAUCUUACAUAAAAAUGGACAUCUGAUAUUAUUAAUAAUCUGAGUAUGUUAUUUCAAUAACCAUUUUCUGAUAUUAAUUGGAAUAAAACAACAAUAAUGAGUAUACCAUAAAUUUAAUCAAAUUAAUGUUUGAAAAGUUGUUAGAAUAAUGUUCAAACUGAUUUUAUAUAAUUGAAUUGUAAUCAUACUUAUCAUAAGAAUUGUUUAUGUGAAGAAAUUAUAAAUUAACCAAAAUUAAAAGGUUAUUUUUGUUAAUGCAAUUAAGAAUUAACCAAAUAUGAUAUAGAUUAAUUUAAUGGAGUUUAAAUGGCAAUUAUUAAAGAAAUCAAAUUAAAUUCUUAGUUAUCUUAAUUAAUAAAGAAAUCCAAUACUUUCUAUAAAUGCCAACAAACUACCUGUUAAUUUAUCAUCAUUAAUUCAGAAUUCGAAAAUUUACUUAGUGUUUAAUCUUUUUGUUAAUCAUGUUUAACCAUGAGAUUAUUCUAUAAAUAAGAAUAGAUAGAAAAAUGA
Molecule: messenger RNA, 1014 nt
Organism: Paramecium pentaurelia
Lineage: Eukaryota; Ciliophora; Oligohymenophorea; Peniculida; Parameciidae
Source: the annotation of a GenBank genome assembly